Chenopodium quinoa (quinoa) is the source of this 1012-nucleotide messenger RNA. Its product is annotated as NAD(P)H:quinone oxidoreductase-like. Lineage: Eukaryota; Viridiplantae; Streptophyta; Magnoliopsida; Caryophyllales; Amaranthaceae. Gene Ontology annotation, cellular component: cytosol. The coding region runs from base 197 to 793 and encodes 198 amino acids. The record is from RefSeq and is a predicted model, not a curated record. Gene Ontology annotation, molecular function: oxidoreductase activity; FMN binding. The transcript is spliced from 3 exons.
CUUCUCUGACCAUUAGAUUGACACUUCAGCGACUGGCUACAAAACGAAUCUCAAUCAUAUUUGGUUGACACAUCUAUUUAUUUAUUUCAUUUUCCCUCCCUUAUAUAAAGCCAUGAAUCUACACAAUAAGAUCUAAACUUUUUUAAAAAAAAACAUUAAGCUUUCACAUAAAUCAAUUCCUAAUUAAAAAGAGAAAAUGGGAAGUGAAAUGGAAGAGAAACCAGUGAUUAAGGUCGUUGCUCUUUGUGGCUCUCUUCGUAAAGCUUCUACCAAUCGAGGCAUCAUUCGUGCAGCAAUGAAGAUGUGCACAGAGUCAGAGAUACAAGGAAUGGAAAUGGAAGAACUAGACCUAUCAAAAUUGCCAAUGUUGAAUGUUGACCUUGAGGUGAAUGGCACUUACCCUCCAUUGGUUGAAGAGUUUAGACGCAAGAUUCGUGAAGCUGAUGCUGUGUUUUUUGCUACUCCUGAUUAUAAUUACUCUGUCACACCAAUAUUGAAAAAUGCACUAGAUUGGGCAUCAAGACCACCAAACGCUUGGGCAGACAAGCCAGCAGCAGUAGCCAGUGUGCAAGCCAGCAGCAGAAGUGGGCAAUACCAUCUUCGCCAAAUCGGAGUUUUCCUUGACAUUCAUUUCAUCAACAAGCCUGAAUUCUUUGUGAAUUCUGUUUUACCUCCUAAAAAAUUUGAUGUUAAUGGUGACUUGAUUGAUGAAGAUCUCAGGCAAAGGUUGCUGGAAAUGCUCCUUGCAUUGAAGGCAUUUACACUCCGCCUUAUCAAAGGCAAAUCUCAAUAGCGUUUUACAAGGUUUCAAAUGGGUCGUUCUGAUCAAGUUUAGUUCAAUCCGGCUUGGGUUAGAGAUUGUUCAAGGAUAAACAAGUCUACUUUCAAUUACCUUAUUUUGGUUAAUGUAUUAGUAUCUAUCACAUUAGUUUGCUUUAAACUCGAGAGUUAUGUAAUGUUGAAUGUAGUAACGUGACAAUUGCAUCAUCUAGUACGACGAAUCAAUUUUGAA